Messenger RNA from Knipowitschia caucasica, 2598 nucleotides. The record is from the annotation of a GenBank genome assembly. NCBI's taxonomy places the organism in Eukaryota, Metazoa, Chordata, Actinopteri, Gobiiformes, Gobiidae.
AUGGGGGCAGCGAGUGGGACUAAGGUCUUGCUCCUGGUUGUGCUGGUGGGAUGGGAGACGUCGUGGAGCCUAAACUGGAACCCCAUCCCUCGAAAGACCAUCCGAUACCAAGAUAUUUUGGACAGCAUGGCACGCUUCACCGUCCCAUCCGUCUUCAACUACAGCAUGCUGACUCUGUCCGACCACGAGAGGGUGCUGUACGUGGGGGCGAGAGAGACCCUGUUCGCCCUGGACCCCAACGACAUCAGCCGACAGCUUCGACCACAGAUCGACUGGCCGGCCCCGCAAGAUAAGAAGAGAGAGUGUGUGGCCAAAGGGAAGAACAACCAGACCGAGUGCUUCAACUACAUCCGCUUUCUUCAGAGCUACAACCACACGCACCUGUACACCUGCGGCACCUACGCCUUCCAGCCCAAGUGCACCUACGUGAAUGCAGACUACUUCACUCUCAACACUGCGGCUCUAGAGGACGGAAAGGGCAAGUGUCCGUAUGACCCAGCCAAAGGACACACCGGCCUUAUAGUUGACAAGGAGCUGUACUCGGCCACACUCAACAACUUCCUUGGAACGGAGCCAGUCAUUCUGAGAAACCUGGGCCAGCAGCACUACAGCAUGAAGAGCGAGUACCUCCCGGCCUGGCUUAACGAGCCAGACUUCGUGGGCUCGGCGCUGGUCAGAGAAGGCCUGGGCAGUAAAGACGGAGACGACGAUAAGAUUUACUUCUUCUUCAGUGAACGCGCUCUGGAGCUGGACUGUGACACGGAGCUCACGGUGGCCCGGGUGGCUCGGGUCUGCAAGGGCGACUUGGGAGGCACCAGGACUCUCCAGAAGAAGUGGACCACGUUUCAGAAAGCCCGGCUGGAGUGCUCGCUUCCAGAACGCCACGUCUCAUUUAACAACCUGCGGGCCGUCUUCACUUUGCCGGGACAGGACUGGAGAGGGACCACGUUCUACGGCAUCUUCCACGCACAAUGGGGGGAUGUGGACGUGUCAGCCGUGUGCCAGUACCAGGUCAAUGAUGUGAAGAAAGUUUUCGAAGGCUCCUAUAAAGAAUACAGAGAGGCGUCGCAGAGGUGGGGCCGCUACACUGGAGCUGUGCCCAACCCACGCCCUGGAUCGUGUAUCACAAACUCUGACCGGGAGAACGGAUACAACAGUUCCCUGCAGCUGCCAGACGCCACGCUCAACUUUGCCAAAAAGCACCCGCUGAUGGAGGACAAGGCUCUGGCACGCCCCCUGCUGCUCACAAAGGGCGUCAACUUCACCAAACUGGCCGUGGACCGGGUCAACGCACUGGACCAGCGCGCGUACAACAUGCUCUUCAUCGGAACAGCGGAGGGUUGGCUGCAGCGUGUGGUCAUCUUGAACUCCGAGGCCCAUGUCAUCGAGGAGAUCCAGCUGUUUGAAACGCCUCAGCCAGUCGACACGCUCACCAUCUCACAUUCAAAGAAAUACUUGUACAUCGGGUCGCGGUCUGAGGUGCUCCAGCUGCCUUUGGCAAACUGCAGCCGUUAUCAGUCUCAGCCCGACUGCCUGCUGUCCCGGGACCCCUACUGCGCCUGGGACAGCGAGGGGCGCGCCUGUGUCCGCAUCGACCUCCACAGAGGGUCCACCUCGUCUCUGUCCCAGGAUCUCUUUCUGGAGAGGUUCAGCCGAGGGAAAGCCAAGUUCGAUAAGCCGGUGUCGAUCCCCAGUCCUGAGCACUCCCGCCUCCGUAACAUGACCGUGGUGGUGGGCUCGGACAUGGUGCUGCCCUGUCAGCUGGUGUCCAACCUGGCUCAGCCCUGUUGGCUCUUCAACGAUCGCGAGCUGCAGCUGGGCUCCCCGGAGGUCUCUGGAACGCGCUUCGACCGCACCCUCAAAGCCCUGGUGAUCCCCGCUGCGGGACAGGCCCAGGCCGGACGAUACGUGUGUUUCUCUGAGGAGCAGGGCGUCAAGUUCCAGACGGAGAGGUACCAGGUGGCGGUCGUGGCCAGCGCCCCUGUGUUCAUGGAGGCGCGCGCUCCCGACAGCAGCAUGGGACUGUUUUGGGUCCUGGUCAUCACAUUGGGAGCAGCCUGUCUGCUUCUGUUGAUAGCGGCUCUGUACCUGCGCAGGAGGCUAAAGCUCGCACUAGGAAAAGGAGCAGACAUGAAACCCUUAGAGAGCACGCUGGUGUAUCCCAUCACCCUCCCCAAAGAACCACCCACAUUUGUGCCCAGUAAGAUGCCCAGUGACGAGGACCGCUUCUGGGAGACAGGCGCUAACUACUACUACUCUGAUGGCUCUUUGAAGAUCGUCCCCGGUCAUGCCCUCGGGCCUAGCAGUGUAAGCAGCACAGCGCCCCCCAGUGCCAUCCCCGGGCAGCCCAUCCACUCCCCCAGUCGACUCAGCCUCACCAACAUCAGGGGCUCCGGCAGCAACGGUUACAUCCGACUGAACCUGAGCUCGGCGGGGGAGGAGCGGGCUAGCGGGCCUGGCGCUGGGGGCGGCGGGCUGGCGGGCCUGGGGGGCAUGACCGGGAAUGACUACUCGAGCCCCUUUAAAGAGGAGCUGAGGCGCACACUGCAGCAGAGGAGUGUGCUGCCAGACGCUAAUCCAGAGGAGUCGUCCGUGUAG